GUCACGUGGCAAAAUGCUUGGCAUGGUUUUAUUGGGGCUCCUGGCGCCUUUGAAGUUGCCACUACUUGUACUGAAGUAGAAGGGAUCCAUCAUGUCCUCUAAACGCAACUUUGGCAAAGGCUCCGUCGUGGUCGCCACCGAGGGCGACAGCCCCAUUCGUCGCCUGGCAAUUACUGCUGACAACCUCGUAACUCAACCUUUCGAGGGCAUCGACAUCAUUCCCGAUGUUAUCGAUCACGCCGCCCGAACGCAUGGCACGAGAGAUGCUCUGGGUUGGCGUGAUAUUGUCGAUAUUCACGAGGAAGUGAAGGAAGUAAAGAAGAUGGUUGAUGGAAAGGAAGUCACCGAGAAGAAGACCUGGAAGUAUUUCCAGCUCAGUGACUACAAGUAUCUCAAUUUCCUGGACGUCCAAGAGCAAGUUUCGGCUCUUGCACGAGGUCUUAUUCACCAUCAACUCACGAAGAAUGAUAUCUUCAACAUAUAUGCUCAGACGAGCGUAAACUGGCAGCUCAUGUCUCAUGCGUGCACGACAAUUGGAGUUCCUGUGGCCACUGCUUACGAUACCCUCGGCGAGUCUGGACUCACGCAUUCGUUGAAUGAGCCAAACUGUGUUGGUGUUUUCACUAAUGCCGAGCUCCUCGCGACCCUGAAGAAUGUGCUACCUAAUACCCCAUCGGUCAGGUUCAUCAUCUACGACGGUGACGCCAAGCCAUCGCUUCUCGAUGAUAUCCGCAACGUCAGGGAAGACAUAAUCGCUCUCUCUAUGGACGAAUUGCGUAAGAUUGGCGCGGAGCAAUCCAAGGAGGGUCUGAAGGAGCGAAGGCCAUCCAAGGAUGACGUGGCCCUGAUCAUGUACACCAGCGGCACUACUGGUACUCCUAAGGGCGUGGUGCUCACUCACGGCAACGUCAUUGCCUCCGUCGGUGCCGUAUACACACUUCUUGGCCACCACCUCCAUACCGACGACACUUUCCUGGCAUAUCUCCCCCUUGCUCACAUUCUCGAAUACAUCGUGGAGCUUAGCUUAUUCUUCGUCGGCAUGAAGUCAGGCUACGGCCGCGUGAAAACCCUUACAGAUGCAUCCGUACGCCACUGCAAAGGUGACAUUGUUACUUUUCGCCCCAGCAUCAUGGUUGGCGUGCCUGCUGUGUGGGAGCAGAUCCGUAAGGGGAUUGUCAGCAAGGUUAAUGCUAGCGGCUCCUUGAAGAAGACCAUAUUUAAUGGAGCGAUGGCGGCCAAGAAGGCUGAUCUUCCUGGUCUUAGCCAGCUAGCAGAUGCUGCUGUGCUUAAUAACAUCAAGCAAGCCACCGGAGGACGGCUCCGUCUCGCAUUGAGUGGUGGCGCUGCUCUUAGCAAAGAAACCCAGGAAUUCUUGUCUAUUGCACUAGUCACCAUGCUCCAAGGUUAUGGCAUGACUGAGUCUUGUGGAAUGUGCGCUAUCUUGCCUCCUGAGCUCAUGCAAUAUCGCUCGGUUGGACUACCUGUUCCUUCAACUGAAAUAAAGUUCCUGGAUGUCCCUGAAGCGGGCUACAAGUCCACUAACAAUCCCCCCCAGGGAGAAGUUUGCAUCAGGGGUCCAUCGGUCACUAAAGGUUACUACAAGCGGGACGACCUCAACAACGACGAGUCGAUAUUCACGAAGGACGGUUGGCUUAGGACUGGCGAUGUCGGUCAGUGGAAUGCUGAUGGAACUCUUUCUCUGAUCGACAGGAUUAAGAAUCUUAUCAAGCUGCAGAGUGGCGAGUACAUAGCCCUUGAACAACUUGAAUCGACAUACAAGUCAUGCUACCUUGCAUCGAACAUCUGUGUAUACGCAGAUGCUGAAGCCAAACAACCCAUUGCUAUCAUCAUCCCUCACGAGGUCAAUUUGCGACACGCUCUCGAAGCCAAGUCCAUCCCUGUAGAUGCGAGUGCUCAGUUAUCGGAUUUGUGCGCCACCAAAUUGGUUCAGGAUUUCGUCCUCAAGGAGUGCAACGCUAUCGGGAAAAAGAACGGCUUCAAACCGAUGGAGAUUCUGGAAGCUGUUAUUCUGACGGCAGAUGAGUGGACACCCGAAAGCGGCCUCGUUACCGCAGCACAGAAGGUGCAACGCUCCAAGGUUGCGAAGAAAUUUGAGAAGGAGAUUAAGGCGGCAUAUGCUGGCCGGUGAUCUCAUGUAGUUCGGUUGACCUUGGCCAACAAGUUGUUUUUUGAUUUUUGAUUUUUCGUUUCAUAUGAAUCAUUGACAAUUCACCAUAUUGUACACUUUGUAUGUCUUAGUCGGAUUUGUAGCAUGAUAAGUACGAUAUGCUGUACACGGUCCGUUUUUCGCUUCCACGGAUUUUGCUGAGCAGAGUGAGGUCUAUGUAUAGUA
Messenger RNA from Suillus clintonianus, 2353 nucleotides. RefSeq lists its product as uncharacterized. The record is from RefSeq and is a predicted model, not a curated record. Gene Ontology annotation, molecular function: long-chain fatty acid-CoA ligase activity. Bases 92 to 2149 code for a protein of 685 amino acids. Gene Ontology annotation, biological process: long-chain fatty acid metabolic process; long-chain fatty-acyl-CoA metabolic process. Lineage: Eukaryota; Fungi; Basidiomycota; Agaricomycetes; Boletales; Suillaceae. The transcript is spliced from 6 exons. Gene Ontology annotation, cellular component: endoplasmic reticulum; lipid droplet; plasma membrane.